UUAUUUUGUAGUAUGGCUUGCUUGACAUGGGUGACAAAACCAAGCGUGAGAGCCGCUGUACGCGCACAUCCAGCAGACAGCUGUGUCAAAAACCCUCCUGACCAGAGAGAGGAGCGAACACCCAGAGGAUCUACAAAUAUCAAUAUCAAAAAUUAAGAUUAUAUUUAAAUGUGUAUCUGUCUUAAAUUUAGGAAGAAAAAAUGGAAGAUUUGGAAAAAGUAUUAACAUUUAACCACAGGUCUCCAGUCAUUUUGGACUCCUGUCCAAAGUGGAGCGGAAGGUUCGGGCGUUUAAUUGGACUUGUGCGUUGUUUCUGUGCUUGAAAUGAAACAGGUCUACAAUGGUUGUGGCUUUAUAUUAACUAUGAGCGCGCAUAUUCUGGAGUCCAACUCCAGCGGCAACUUGACUCCAGCUGUUUCCGAGGCUGGGACUGUCUUCCCGGGCUACCUGGCGGUGAUCUUAUCAGUGCUCAUGGUGACUUUGGUUGUCGUUGUGGUGGCUGGAAACGCGCUUGUCAUCAUGGCUUUUAUUGUGGAUAAAUCCCUGAGAAAUCAAAGCAACUACUUCUUUCUGAACCUUGCUAUAUCUGAUUUCCUCGUGGGUGCCUUCUGCAUCCCAGUGUACAUCCCGUACAACCUGACAGGCCGGUGGAUGCUGGGUAAGGGGCUCUGCAAGGUGUGGCUGGUUAUGGACUACCUGCUCUGCACCGCCUCAGUCUUCAACAUUGUCCUCAUUAGUUAUGACCGUUUCCUGUCAGUCACACGAGCCGUUAAAUACAGAGCACAGCGAAACAUGACCCGCCAGGCUGUGUUCAAGAUGGUGGCGGUGUGGGUGUUGGCUUUCCUCCUCUACGGUCCUGCCAUUAUAUUCUGGGAGUCAAUCGUCGGCCAGAGUGUCGUCCCCGCUCAUGAGUGCCAUGCUGAGUUUUAUUACACCUGGUACUUCCUGCUCAGUGCUUCUACCUUUGAGUUCUUCACUCCGUUUGUCUCUGUGACUUUCUUCAACCUCAGCAUUUACCUGAACAUCCAUCGCAGGACCAAGAGGGGAUGCGCCUGCGUGGAGGACGAGGUCAAGGCGCAGAAUUUAACUAAGAAGCACAGAGAGGGAGGAAGCUGGUCUGUGUUUUUUGUGAAGACUCGUAAGGUGUCCUGCAGUGAGCCUACUGCUAUCUCUGCAGUUAUUGAGGACGACGAUGUCCUGUCACCUUCCUCCUGCGGGGAGCCUAUUAACAGUCAAAUAUACCUGCAGAGGGAGAAGUUCUCUCCCAACAGGAACAACUCCAGGCUCUUUCAGCACACAGCCUCUUGCAUGGCACCCAGCCGAAGGACACAGGGAUCUCGACUGUCUCGAGACAAAAAGAUUGCCAAGUCUUUGGCCAUUAUUGUCUGCAUUUUUGCCAUUUGCUGGGCUCCUUACACUCUACUAAUGAUUAUUCGUGCCGCUUGUAGCGGUGAAUGUGUGGCGCACUACUGGUACGAAAUGACAUUCUGGCUUCUGUGGCUAAACUCUGCCAUCAACCCGUUUCUCUACCCACUGUGCCACAGCAGCUUUCGAAGGGCUUUCUCAAAGAUACUGUGUCCAAAAAGACAAUCAGUCCAGCCUCAGAUUGAGGCUCAGUCUUGUUAGAUGAACUCAAUUGCACUCCCAUGCUUUAUAAAUGCUGUAAAUGUUAUUGGUCAAACACUGUAAAAAUUCAUAUACUGUUCUUCCAUCCAAAAGAUAACUUUUCCUAAAUAAUGUUUGUGUUUGUUAAAGUCAUUUGUUCAAGGAUUGUCACAGCAUAUCUGACAGCAAUAUGGCAAUUGAAAACAAACCCGGGUGUAAUGAACUGCAGUUUUAAUAUUCACUGGCAAACUGUGGUCAGACAGAAAGAUGGAAUGUGGUUUAAGCUUUCUCACGACACAAUUAUUUAUUUCUCAAUGCUGUGAAAAGAUGAAUGAAGAAGGUGUUGACUGUAAUUAAGUCUAAGAUAUUAUACAAGAGCUACUGUACAGCAAUACCAAGUUGUUUAAUUAUGGUCUGUCUGCUAAAAUGCACUGUGCAAGGAGCAGCUAACAUCCAGUUUCUUAGAGGGCUGCUGUGAUGACAAAAAACUCAUUUUUAGAAAUGAAUGAUUUUUUGGUCUUUAUAAGUUUCAAAAUCUCUCUGCACAUGAAAUCCUUUCACUUGAGUUUCAAGUAUGUCGCAAAAUGUAAGCUUUUCCUCAUGCAGCAAUAGGAUGUCAAAGAAAGGAGUACCUGAAAAGAAGAAAAUAACCUGUAUUUGUUUACUGUGUGAACUUUUAUCACAAUAAUGUUUCAUUCUAUUUAACUGAAAAUUGGGCUAAGGACAGAGGGAAAUCAAGUGCCAUCACCUGCCAACUAUGAAUCUGCACUGAAUUGAAAAAAAAACGUGUUCUUAUUGAUGUUAAACAUGUACAGCACUAAAUGAGAACAGCAUUAAACCUUUUGUAGAGUAAUAUCUAUGCCAAGCUAGAUGGUUGUGUUCUUAAAGUAUAAUAUUUAUUCAAAGACUUGACUGGUUUUUACCACCCAAACUACUUGACUACUUUGUAUUUUGGCUAUGAAUGUGUGUUGCUGUGAGUAGCCAAAGAAAGAAUAAAAUGAAAACUGCCUGCAG
Molecule: messenger RNA, 2619 nt
Organism: Eleginops maclovinus (Patagonian blennie)
Lineage: Eukaryota; Metazoa; Chordata; Actinopteri; Perciformes; Eleginopidae
Product: histamine H3 receptor
Exons: 3
Coding region: 325-1626 (433 amino acids)
Biological process (GO): adenylate cyclase-inhibiting G protein-coupled acetylcholine receptor signaling pathway; chemical synaptic transmission; G protein-coupled receptor signaling pathway, coupled to cyclic nucleotide second messenger
Cellular component (GO): dendrite; synapse; plasma membrane
Molecular function (GO): G protein-coupled serotonin receptor activity; histamine receptor activity; G protein-coupled acetylcholine receptor activity
Source: RefSeq, a predicted model, not a curated record